Cajanus cajan (pigeon pea) is the source of this 1174-nucleotide messenger RNA. RefSeq names its product jasmonate ZIM domain-containing protein 1. The record is from RefSeq and is a predicted model, not a curated record. Gene Ontology annotation, cellular component: nucleus. Gene Ontology annotation, biological process: regulation of defense response; regulation of jasmonic acid mediated signaling pathway; response to wounding. Lineage: Eukaryota; Viridiplantae; Streptophyta; Magnoliopsida; Fabales; Fabaceae.
GGUCUCUCACCUCUUUCUCAGACCAUAGCAGAUUCAAGGAACAUGCUUGGAAAACUGCUAAGCUUCCCCAUAUUCUCCCAUUCCAAACAGGGUUCACCAUUCCCACCAUCAAAGAGAUCAUUUAUAAACAAAUAUCCAAUUACACAGAUUUUCCUCUCAGAAAUUCUUUGUGGGGUGCUCUCAAAAAAUGUCAAGCCUCCCCAACACGCCGUCGGAAGCCCGCAGGUCCGGCAAGGCACCGGAAAAAUCCACUUUUUCUCAGACUUGCAGCCUCUUGAGCCAGUUCUUGAAAGAGAAACGUGCUUCUGCUGAUUCCACUCUUGGAAUGGGUGCCAAAAUUGAACCUAGAGCUUGUACCAAGGAUUUGUUAGGCAGCAUGCAAAACUCAGAUGGGGCUUUGAGACUAAACGCUUCUGCCAUGGAUUCUCUCCCCCAGCUUGUGGAAAAUCCCUGCAUUAAGAAGUCUAGUUCACCGGGACCUGAAUCUCCCCAAUUGACAAUAUUCUAUGCUGGAAAAAUGUUGGUAUUUGAUGCUUUUCCGCCGGAGAAGGCAACCGAGGUCAUGGAGAUGGCCACCAAGUUAGCCUCGGACAGCUCCGGAACCGAAGAAAGUCUCCCUAGUGAUCCAGUUACCACUGAAAAAUUGGCUGUGCCCGAUGUGCCUCAAAAAAGCCCUUCUUCAGAAACCCCUAAGCCAGGAAACCAAGGGGUUGGUUCAGAUAUGAGGUAUCCAAGGAGAGCUUCACUUCUUAAAUUUCUUGAGAAAAGAAAAGAAAGGGUUAAUGCUAGAGGGCCUUACCAAAUCAACAACCACAAGGCAGAGGGAAGCAGUUCAGGGGGUGAACCUGAAGAUCAGUGUUCCAAACACUUUGACCUUAACUUGUAGUGGUUUAGCUCGUCAUGAAUUUAGGGUAUACAGCCUCUGGCUAGCCAAAAGCUCCUAACUAUAUGAUUGUGGGCCUUUUGAAUAUUGCUGUGGCCUUCAUACGUAUUUAUCAUAUAUAUAAUAUUUGUAUGUAUGUAUUAUUAUCAUUUUAUCAAUUAGGUCCCUUGCUGGGGACCAAACCAGAGAGAUAAAUUAGUUUUAUUACUGAGAUUGAUUAGUUUCAGAAAAUUUCAAGUACUUGUGUGCAUUAAUUUGAUCAUUUUUGGUGAAUACAACUCCUUUUAACAA